GACGUACUUUAUUUGGGUCGCUCUGGUCUCCGGCCCUUGUCUCAGGUGCGCCCUCAGGCUGGAAAUGGUGGGCCUAGACGUCGGAGAGCCAGGGUUGUGGUCAGCUCUGGAACCUGGAGUAGCAUUGGCAAAGGAUAUUGGUUCCAGGGCCUUCGGACAGGGUUGCAAUGGCGGUGAGUCCCACAGGGCAGGGCCACCCCAGCCCGCAGCUCACUAUAGAUAGCCUUUCACUUCCUGGGGAAAACCCACCCCAACCGUCUUCGUGUACCGAGAGUAGCUGAAGUCCCCAGCUUGGCCUCCAGCCCCCAGCCCUGUUAGCAGCUGUCCCUGGGUCAUGCGACUGCUGAAUGGAAAGCGCUUUGGAAUGACACGAUCACUCCCGUUGAGUGGGCACCCAAGAAGCCAUCGGGAAUGUCGUGUCCGCCCAGUGCUCUUUCGGUGAUCCCAGCAGGGCCUUGCAGCCCUGGCCCAGAAAGGGGUCUUGCCAAACUUCCUGCCCCUAGGAUCCCCUCCUUUCUGAACUCUGGGCACACUCACUGCUCUAGAGCGUAAUUACGGGUUUCCUGCACUUUGUGCUGUGUCAGGUUAAAUCUCCGUUAAAGAAAAUAGGGGAAAGGGGGAUUUAAGUUAGAUUGAAGUGAAAACAUUCCGGAGCCCUCGUGGGACAGAGGAAAGAGCUUUCUCUCUGUAGAGGAGUGGGAUGCUCCCAACUGAGAGCAGUCCUUCAGCUCGGUCUUCUCAUGGUCACAUUGUUUACUUUGCCUACGAUGGCUCAUUGCCUAAACCAGGAGGCCAGAGUAUCUCUGAUAAUGUACACAAGGUUAAAAGAAAAGCAUUAAAAACUGGUAAUUCUGGAAAGUAUCGUGAUGGUUCUAGUUCCUCAAAAACCAAGAGAAGAAAUUCUACCAAAGUACGCAUUUAUCGGGGGUAAAGACGACCCAGAUAGCAUAGGAGAAAAUGGUUGUAAAUAACCUGAAGCCGCAGAACAUAAAUUCUUUCAAAAAUGGGAUUUUUUUUAGGAGUUUGUGAAAAUGCCUUUAAUGUUAGCUGCCCUAUUCCGCUGAUAAUUCAUUUGGAACUUUUGACGUUUGAUCAAGUGUCGAAUGUGGGGAAUGAAACGUUAUCGCAAAUAGGUAAGAUUUCGAUGAGAGAAACAGUCGGGUCAGGGCCGCACCCGGUAGCGAGGAUCCUCUCCCUGGCUGCUAAUGCCGGUGACGACGACGGAACUCUAGGCCUAAGGCGGACCUCGCGAUGCCGAUGCCGGGCAGGGCAGGAGGGACACGCGGAGGGAGUGCUGGGACUGAAGGUCGAAAGCGCCCGCCACGGUUCCCUCUGGCGCACCUGUCCGCUCAGAGACCUCCACCGGAUACGCUCCCCCGCCAGUCGGGGCUCCCGGAAGUUCGACCUCCUGGCGUUUUGCUUCCGGUUCCUCUGGCUCCUUCCGGUCGCCAUGGCGACGGGGCGCCUGGGGGUCGGAGAGACGCUAGGGGCCCUCAACACGGCUCUGGGGCCUGGCGACCCCGUGUGGUUCAAGGAGACGCGUGCCCGCCACCUGCGCGCCCGAGACUUUCUGGCGCCGCGGCCCGCGCUGCAAGCGCGCUUCCGCGACGGACAGGUGCCCGAGCGUGUGGUUCGUGCGGUCGCCGGCCUGCAAGGCCCCGGCGUGGCCCCAGUGCUGCGCUGCGCGCCGACGCCCGCGGGUCUGGCACUCCAGCUGCAGCGGCCCGCCGUCUUCGAGCGCGUGCUCGGCGCCGUGGCCGCCUAUGCCGCGCCAGCCGCGCCCGCCACACUCGGCCUGCGCGUCGUCCUGCACUGCCCGGCGCUGCGCGGCGCUCUUGGCGCGCUCCGCUUGAGCCAGCUGCGCGCCGUGCUCGUGGCCGAUCAUUUGGCGCGAGCUCUGCGCGCUCAUGGGGCGAGUGUGCGGCUGGUGCCCGCCGUGCGGGACCCGCACAUGCCGACCUUCCUGCAGCAACUGUGCGUGGACUGGCCCUCUGCCUCCCAGAGACCCAACAUCGAAGCCCUGAGGAACCUCGCGCUUGCAGUGCUUAGCCCUGCUCGGGACGGGGGAGCCCUGCCCCCUGGCGUCCUGGGCACAGUGUGCCUGAAGGAGGUGAUGCAAGAACGGGGACGCGCAGCUGGCUAUGACCCCAACCUGGACAAGUGUCUGGUGACUGAGGAUCUGCUCUCCGUGCUGGCGGAGCUGCAGGAAGCCGGCCGCCACUGGCCUGGGGACGGCCCUGCAGGCCUGGCUGCGGCCCCAGAGGCUGAUGCAGACAGCUGCAUGGUCGUACACGUGGUGAGCUGUGAGGAGGAAUUCCAGCAACAGAAGUUGGACUUGCUUUGGUGGAAGCUGGAUGUCCAGGCUCCUCUCACACAGAAGCACCUGGUCUGUGGCCCAGUGAAAGCAGCUGGUGCACCGGGCACCCUGACUGCCCCUGAGUACUACGAUCUGCGGCAUGCCCAGGUGUGCAAGGCGUCAGCACUGAAGCACGGCAGGGAGCUAGCAGGAGACCCAGCCUGGACAGAGGUCUUCAACGUUCUCUCUGUGGCAACCAUCAAGUUUGAGAUGCUCAGCACAGCUCCGCAGAAUCAGCUCCUCCUGGCCCUGGCCGACAGCAGCAUUUCCACAAAGGGCACCAAGAGUGGCACCUUCGUCAUGUAUAACUGCGCCCGUCUCGCCACACUAUUUGACGGGUACGAGCAUAGCAUGGAACAAGGUCUGUACCCCACUUUUCCACCUGUGAGCAGUCUCGAUUUUUCACUGCUACAGGAUGAGGGCGAGUGGCUGCUGCUCUUCAAUGGCGUGCUCCCCUUCCCAGACCUGCUGAGCCAGACCGCAGCCCUGGCGUGCGCAGCCCCAGGGCUCCACGUGACUGCACGCACCGAGAUGAUGUGCAAGUUCCUGGUUCAGCUCAGCAUGGAUUUCAGCUCAUACUAUAACCGCGUACACAUCCUAGGGGAGCCUCGACCACACCUGUUUGGUCAAAUGUUUGUCCGUCUCCAGCUUCUGCGGGCCGUGCGUGAAGUGCUCCACGCUGGCCUAGCCACGCUGGGUCUCCCUCCACUGAACCACAUCUAAGACCACAGAGACCCCGAUAUCUAGGAGUGUUUAUAAAGUCAUCACCUGGAAAAAAGAUAACAAAAAUUUUGUUAGAGACCCGGAGCCAAAAUAAAUGGCUUCUGUUGCACACGAA
Messenger RNA from Ailuropoda melanoleuca (giant panda), 3194 nucleotides. It is a transcript of the gene DALRD3, whose product is annotated as DALR anticodon binding domain containing 3. Gene Ontology annotation, biological process: arginyl-tRNA aminoacylation; tRNA C3-cytosine methylation. Gene Ontology annotation, molecular function: ATP binding; arginine-tRNA ligase activity; tRNA binding. Lineage: Eukaryota; Metazoa; Chordata; Mammalia; Carnivora; Ursidae. The record is from RefSeq and is a predicted model, not a curated record. Bases 1004 to 3079 code for a protein of 691 amino acids. The transcript is spliced from 12 exons.